Molecule: messenger RNA, 413 nt
Organism: Drosophila takahashii
Lineage: Eukaryota; Metazoa; Arthropoda; Insecta; Diptera; Drosophilidae
Product: chymotrypsin-elastase inhibitor ixodidin
Source: RefSeq, a predicted model, not a curated record
GGUGGCAGUGAGCUCAUCGGUUUAGUUUGCUGUGGAUGCUCCACAAGUUCUCAUGAUGUUGUUCCACUCGAAUUAUUUACUGCUGAUCAGCUGCUGCUGCCUGGUUCUUACGGUCACAGCGCAGAUUCCCAUCACGCCCCGAGAAUGUGCGGAAAACGAGACUUUCCUGGCCUGCGGUCCCAGUUGCCAAACGGAAUGUGCCACGCUGGGAAAACCCUGCCUGAUUAAUCACAUCCGAUGUCCCGAUGGAUGCUAUUGCAACAAGGGAUUCGCCAGGAAUUCAGGGGGCCGGUGCAUUCCCAUCGCCAAGUGCAACAAAGGCGGUUACGGAAAGUAGAAGCGGUUAUCAAGAAAUACAUGGCUAAUUAAAAACCACUGAAAACUUGAAGACAAUAAAAUUCAAUGGGAUGAUA